AUGGGUAGCCGUGAGGCCAGAUGGCUUUUACGAAACUUGCAGCGGUCCGUGAUGCUGGAGGAAAGAAUUGGUGAGUGGAAAUCUCGAAAUGAACAAUUUCAGAGGGGUUUUAGAACAACUUGAGCAGAGACUCUGUGAGCUUCAGUUGGGAGCACUUCAGGUGUCAGAUAAAACUGAAUCUGGAGCCAACGAGUCAGCUUCAGAGCCAAGGUAAAAAAAACGUUCGAAUACUGCAACGCAUGUACCUGACUCGGCUCAAUGCACUCGUGUUGAGUGUCAAUUUUUCAAUCUGCCCGUGCCCGUCAAAAUCAACGGCUUGUAAGAGAGAAGAGAAUAACUGACAUGCGUAAUAAUAACUUUUUAGAGAAUAUGUCGCUGUCCCGGCAAUCCGCAACGGAAACGUUUAUGAACCGGAUUUUGAGUAAGUUUAUCUUCAUGUUUUUUUUCAAUUUCACAUUAUGUUCUUUGCAGCUGGUUCUUCAAGCAGUACGGAUACCGUGAUUAA
Caenorhabditis sp. 36 PRJEB53466 is the source of this 505-nucleotide messenger RNA. The record is from the annotation of a GenBank genome assembly. NCBI's taxonomy places the organism in Eukaryota, Metazoa, Nematoda, Chromadorea, Rhabditida, Rhabditidae.